Messenger RNA from Peromyscus eremicus (cactus mouse), 1368 nucleotides. It is a transcript of the gene Esx1, whose product is annotated as ESX homeobox 1. Gene Ontology annotation, molecular function: RNA polymerase II transcription regulatory region sequence-specific DNA binding; DNA-binding transcription factor activity, RNA polymerase II-specific. The record is from RefSeq and is a predicted model, not a curated record. The coding region runs from base 61 to 1200 and encodes 379 amino acids. Lineage: Eukaryota; Metazoa; Chordata; Mammalia; Rodentia; Cricetidae. Gene Ontology annotation, biological process: regulation of transcription by RNA polymerase II. The transcript has 5 exons.
ACGGCUGCUGGCAGCACCUCUAGCCUACGUCUCCGCAGUGUCUCAGACGCCGGGAAGGAAAUGGCAGAAGCCAGCGACGCAGCCCACAGCGCUUCAACCCACAGCGCUCAAACUGUGGAAUAUCUCAAGUGCAGCUGCACCUUUUGCACUGACUUCAACAACUUGGGAGGACCAGGACCAGGACCAGUGAAGGAGGAAUCAUUUCAGGAUUCACAACCUAGCUUGAGCUCGACGAUUUUGGCUGGCGCAGACUUCGGGGAAAAUACAGAAUUCGAUUCAACUUACUUCUCCAACUUUGGAGCUGGCCAGAAGGAGGAAGACUUGGACACUCAGAUCACCUUGGCCUCGACAUUUCUGGAAGGAACAAACUACCAGGAAAACGCGGGAUUCGAACCCGCUAAUGGAGAAGCAACUGCCCCUGUUGCUGAAGCACCCCAAGCCUGGGAGGGUGUCGAAAAUCUUGAGCUUGGAGGCAGCUUCCCGAAGCCCAACAUUCAGCAGGAGAAGGAGGCUGUUGCCCCCAUGCAGCAGCCCCCGCCGGAGUCCAUGCCGCAGCCUCCUCUGCAGCCCCGGGUGCUGAGGCCCCGGGUGCAAGCCCCGAUGCCCAGGGUGCAGGCCCCAGUACAGCCUCCGCUGCCCCCUAUGCAGCCUGCGGUGCAUCCUCCGAUGCAUCCGCCCACGCAGCCCCUGCCUCAACCAAAGCCCCGCCGCUACCGUAUCUCCUUCACUCAGCUUCAACUGCAGGAGCUGGAGGCAUAUUUCCAGCGCAUCCAAUACCCGGACCUGUUUGCUAGAAUGAAUCUUGCCCAACGCCUGGGUUUGCCUGAAUCCAGAGUGCAGGUUUGGUUUCAGAACAGAAGGGCCAAGUGGAGACAACUUCAGCGGACACAUAUAUACAGAAACAUGAUUCCAGUUGCCAUGAGUCCCCCCGUGGGCUUAUACAUUGAUGAUAAUUAUGGUCCCAUCCCUAUUGUGGAGGUUAUUUGGAAAUAUCACCCUGUGCUGCCACAGCCCAUGGAUCCUCUUAUUCUGCCUCUUCCACCCAUGCACCCUCCACCAUUCAGGGUUCCUGAACCACCUAGGCCAUUCCAUCCACCUCCAUUUCCCUGGCCACAUGUGCCACCUAAUGUUCAAAUGCCCAAUGCAGCUAUGGGAUAUGACCCUGCCCGCAAUGGCCAGUUUGCAGGUCAUACACACUGAAGUCUACAUCAGUUUUUCCAAACUGUUUUCCAAUGGGAUUUAUAUUGUUUACAGACAUUGUUAAGCAUAACUCAGCGAGCACUUAUUAAAUGAAAUAGUGUCCAAAGUUAGUGCCUUAUUUUCUGUAAAGUUGCAAGUUUAUGUUCAAUAAAGUUUGGUUUAGCAGCA